This is a messenger RNA of Nannospalax galili (Upper Galilee mountains blind mole rat), 1085 nucleotides long. It is a transcript of the gene CUNH4orf36, whose product is annotated as chromosome unknown C4orf36 homolog. Bases 173 to 526 code for a protein of 117 amino acids. NCBI's taxonomy places the organism in Eukaryota, Metazoa, Chordata, Mammalia, Rodentia, Spalacidae. The transcript is spliced from 4 exons. The record is from RefSeq and is a predicted model, not a curated record.
AAAGCCCUUUACUGAGGCGACAGGUGACGCAGGGCGCUGGGCGGGGGGACGCGGGAGGCAGCAGGCGCGUGUCGGCGGCGGGUCGCGGGGCCGCGGCCUGCAGAGACCUGAAGUUAGGGCAAAGUGAACAGAGAAUCCGUGACGUUACAUCAGGCUCCUACGUAAGAAAACCAUGGCAUAUGGCUUACCAAGAAGGAACACAGUGAAAGCCAUUUUGAGGGGCAGUUGUUAUAAAGUACAGGAACCAUGGGAUCUUGCAUCUCUUACAAAGACCUGGUACAUGAACAUAGCCAACAUCAAAUUGCCUUUCUUGGGAGAAAUUACAUUUGGUUCUCCUGUAAAACUCACGCCAUGUAAAACCAAUAAGGAUGGCCUACUCCCUUCAGCAGAAGCUAUCAAAGUCGAAAAGGAGUAUGAAAUGAAGCACCUGAUGAAACUGAAGUGCCGAGAAGAUGCAUAUGCCCAAGUCUGCUUUCCUCUAAGGGAAAAGCAAGGUGGUUUGAGAAGACCUCUGCAGCCCAAGUGACACCACCGUCUUCUUAAGUCUGUGCUCUUUUCCUGCAUACAAGGGGAACAGGUCUCUGAUUCGUUCACUGUGUAGUUUUUUCACUGUGUAGUUUGCUGCAGUCACAGCGGUGGCCCCUGGUGAUUGGGCCGAUGCUCUGAAACGUGGCUUAGUGGGGAGGCUCUGACAGAGCUCCUGGGCCGGCUACACUCUCGUUCCUUUGUGUCAUAAACAAUAGCACUGUAAGUAGAUGAAAACUAUACCUGGAGUUGAGUCAUUUUGUGUUACUCAUCUCAAUUCUUAUAAAGGCAGGACAAGGGAAGAAGAAAGUCUUGUCGGAGGAAUCACUUGGAAGAAACAUUUUGAACUUGCAUCUUUGAGAUCCCAAGGGGAGAGCUCUAAAAGAAAGAGAGAGAGAAAUUCUCUUAAAAAGGAUAAACUGAAAAAAAUUGGUUUUAAGAAAAUGAUAGGUUUAAUUCUGAUAAUUCUACAGCUACCAGUUUUUAGUGAAGUAUCGCAUUAUUCUCAUGUGAUAUUUAAUUUUUUUAUUUAAAUAUUUUAUCAUGUGGUACUUCAAAAU